AAUCAUCAGACGACAUCCAAUUAGCGCCCAGAGAAUCUGGCAGGGCACGCUGGGUACUGUAGUCCGCCUCGUGUCCGCGGGCCGGCGCUUUGCCUCCUGGGAAGUGUCGCGCAUGCGGCUAUUUCGAGCGGGAGGAGUACGACGGGAGCUGUGGGCAAAGGGCUCUACGGCUCAUGGGCUAUGCGAUAAGGAGACUUGCGGCGCACUGCCCCAUGGGAGUCCCUGGCGCACUGCCUCACGCGCGUCUCUGUUCUCCAUCCAGGGGAGCCCCUUUGCCGUGCAGAGCCCAGCCCGCAGCCACUACCACCCCUCGCCCAUCCGCCCACCCGGCCCUCAGCACCAACGAAUGGCCCUGAGCCCAGUCCGCCUGCUACCUGGUGUCCCUGCUGUUACCCCUCAUCCACAGUGCCCCUCAGAGCCCGCAGUCUCCAGGCCCCCAGAUCUCAGCUUCCUGCAGGGCACCAGCUGUCAGGGGACAGCCCUGGAUUCGGACUCCACUGACCCCUUUCCCGAAUCGUGGCCCUCAACUGAGCGCACCUCCCCUGACACGCCUCAAGAGACAGCAGCCUUGGGACAGCCCCUGCACCCGCCAGCCUCAAAGCAGGACAGAGAGUCCAUCAUUGCCAAAUACAUAGAGCGUUUCCGCCAUGGGCAGCCGAGCAGCCGCAGCCAGCGCCAGAUGCCUCCCGCACACCCAAACAAAGAAUUCUGGUGGCUGGAGCCAGUUCCUCCCUCCGUCAGCUCCACCCCAAAAGGGAGGGCAAAGCCAGACUGUGCCAAGCUGGAAGAGGUGGAGCCAGGAUGGGCACUUACCAGCCCCCCGCUGCGCCCCGAGGGGAGCCCCUCAGACACCACCCUGCUGGAGUCACCUGACGCUGACACCCACAGCCUGCAGGAGAGAGCCGCACAGCUGCUGCUGAGAAGCGAGUCCUCCCUGAGCAGCACUGUCCCCGUCAGCUCCGAGGGGCUGCGCUCCACACCCCCACACAGCACCCCGGACUUGGACCAGGCGCUUCCCAGCCCCCCUCAGCUCUCCCUGCCGAAGCCCUCUUCAGGGCGGCUGCUGCCCCCCACCUGCUGGCCUCCUGCCCACUUCCCACAGUGCUCUUCUUCCACUCGGCCAGAGGACGACAUCCUGUUCCAGUGGCGAUUGCGCCGGAAGAUGGAACAGAGCGAGAGGGCGUGCACAGGACGUCCUGGCCCGGGGCUGCUGCCAGAUGGGAUGGCAUGGCGGAGUGGCGAUGGCACCACAUUCCCAGCACCUGCUGCCCAGCCAGAAGUGAGAUCUGGCCCAGAGUGGGCACCAGGACCCACCACACUUCUCCACGGGGUGGGGCACUCCCUGGAGGUGCCUUUCCUGAGUAUGGAGCCAGUUGUGGGGCAGAGCCCCAUGCCAGUCUCCCUCCUGGGGCAGCUGGCACCUGCUGCCACCCCCUCCAGCACACCACAGCCUGAGGGAGAUGGAGGAGGAGCUGCAGAGAGGUGGAGCGCCUGGGAUGCUCAGCGAGGAACGGGACCGGUGGAGGGGCCCGGCUCCCAGGAUGCUCGGCGAGGAACGGGGCCAGCGGAGGGGCCUGGCUCCCAGAAUGCAGGGCAGGGAGCCGCCUCCCCUCCAGAGCAGGGCACUGCAGCAGAACUCCCGGCCCCUGGCUCCCAGCACCCGCAGCUGCUGCACCUGGCAGCUCAGCUGCUGGAGGAGGCGGAAGAAUCGGAUGGUGCUGAGUUUGAAGAGGAUCCGCUGCUGCAGCUGCUGCGGGGCCAGCGGGAAAAUCUGCGCAGCCAGCUCUGGGUUUCCAGCCCCCCCAUCAUGGAGCCCCAUGUGCUGCGCCGAUUCUCCUCAAUGGACAACAGCCAUCCCAAGUGGAUGCCCCGCCUGCGCUCCCUCUCCAUGGCCCGCAGCACGGACAGUCUGGAUGGGACGGGGGAUGGGCCACUCCGCCCCCUGGGGAACACAACUACCAGUGUCAAGGGCAAAGGCUCCAAGAGGCUGUCCAUCACCCGAGCCCAUUUCCCCAAGCUGGCUGAGUGCGCCCACUUCCACUAUGAGGCCGUGGACUUUGGACACAUCCAGGGACCUCACCUUCUGGACUCCUGGGUCCUGUCCAGGUGUUCCCAGGUGCCGCUCGUCCUUUCUGGGCAAGGGAGACUGAUCACCCGGAUGCCUGGGUCCAGCGAGGGGUCUUUCCCGAGUGCCGGAGCUGGGGGCACCUGGACAGCAGGCUGGGGCAGGGCGUGGGGCCACGCCAGCAGUGGGUGGCUUGGAGUUGGGUUAGGGGACUGGGUUCUCUCCUUGGAUGGGGGUGGGAGACGUUCACGGGAUCUGGGCUGAGCCUGCACCAAGUGGUGCCCCCGGACGCCUGGGUCCCGCAAGGACACCCCAUCUCAUUGCCUGUGCAC
Molecule: messenger RNA, 2397 nt
Organism: Pelodiscus sinensis (Chinese soft-shelled turtle)
Lineage: Eukaryota; Metazoa; Chordata; Testudines; Trionychidae
Source: RefSeq, a predicted model, not a curated record